Molecule: messenger RNA, 1588 nt
Organism: Plectropomus leopardus (leopard coralgrouper)
Lineage: Eukaryota; Metazoa; Chordata; Actinopteri; Perciformes; Serranidae
Gene: sgf29
Product: SAGA complex associated factor 29
Cellular component (GO): SAGA complex
Source: RefSeq, a predicted model, not a curated record
CCACCCUCCGUCCAGCUGUCGGCGGUGUGUAAAGCCGGUUUGCCAAUUCCGUCUCGACACCAAUGAAGAAGAAAUAGAAGCUAAUCUGUGGAGUUAGCAAGUCGACAAAUAAAUAAACGGGGAAAACUAACACGGAACAGAAAUGUCAGCAGACACCAAGAUUGCUGAGCUGCUCACAGAGCUCCAUCAGCUCAUCAAACAGACCCAGGAGGAGAGGUCACGCAGUGAACAUAAUCUGCUCAACAUUCAGAAAACACACGAGAGGAUGCAGACAGAAAACAAAACUUCUCCAUACUACCGGACCAAGCUAAGAGGACUGUACACCACAGCCAAAGCAGAUGCUGAGGCAGAGUGCGGCAUUCUGCGUCAUGCUCUUGAUAAAAUAGCAGAGAUCAAGUCUUUGUUGGAGGAGAGGAGAAUAGCUGCUAAGAUAGCGGGAGUUUACAGUGACAGUGACCCUCCCAGAAAGACGAUGAGGCGAGGCGUCUUGAUGACGCUCCUCCAGCAGUCGGCCAUGACGCUCCCUCUGUGGAUCGGCAAGCCGGGGGAAAGCCCCCCUCCUCUGUGCGGGGCCACCCCGGCCAGCAGCGACUACGUGGCCAAACAGGGUGACAAGGUGGCAGCGAGGGUGAAAGCGGUGGACGGAGACGAGCAGUGGAUCCUGGCCGAAGUGGUCAGCUACAACCACUCCACCAACAAGUAUGAAGUGGACGACAUCGAUGAAGAGGGCAAAGAGAGACACACUCUGAGCAGACGGCGGAUCAUCCCUCUUCCUCAGUGGAAGGCCAACCCAGAGACGGAUCCAGAGGCCCUGUUCAGUAAGGACCAGCUGGUGCUGGCCCUCUACCCCCAGACCACCUGCUUCUACCGGGCCCUCAUCCACACUCCACCACACAGGCCUCAGGAUGAUUACUCAGUGCUGUUUGAGGACACAUCGUACGCUGACGGUUACUCUCCCCCGCUCAACGUGGCUCAGCGGUACGUGGUCGCCUGCAAAGAGAACAAGAAAAAGUGAGCGACAGCUGGACAUCAGGGCAGAGAUGAAGUCUGUUUGGGAGCGUUUUUAUGUUUUAAAAUUGCACUGAUUUCCAUUUUUGUAUGAAAAAUGUUUGUUAAUAUUUGUCAAAACUCAAAUCAAGCUCUCUUGCUAGUGUUUUAAAUAACUUAAAUAACAAGCAAAAACACUCCUGAACAGACAUUCGUUUCAGUUCUUGAACAUCUUACAUAAGACCUGUCGCUACUAAGACACAGAGGAGAAGUGGAAUUGACCAGAAAGACCUGAUCAUCUCCUGGGGAAAAAAAAUGCUGCGUCCCAAAUCCAUACUGCACACUGAUUCUAAGCCAAUUUUCAGUUUGUACAGUGUUCACUCAGAAAAAAGUGACAAAAUAGAGCAUUUAAAAUACUCAAAACAGUCAGAAUGGAGACUAAAAACCUCAGAUUUUUGAGUGAGCUGUUGCUGUACAUUGCUGUUCCACAAUGCAUUGCACGACGGGAGUGUGGGAGCUGCUCAAAGCUGAAGAAAAUCAAAUACUUUGAAAUUCUAUAAUUUGCUUUUUGUUUUCCUCCCCUGGAAUUUUUUUCCUAGUU